AUGGGUCUAGACUAUAACAUGCAGCUUCUCAUGUCUGGCGCUCUGAACUGCGUCCAGGUCAUGGGAGUUCUGAGCAGUCUUUGGACACUGGACCGAUUCGGAAGAAGGAACAUCCUCCUGCUUGGUAGCGUCUGUCUCAUUACGCCUCCCUUGAUUAAGGGAACUGGAGUGCGAUACUUGCGACAGUAUCUUGCUGCUUGCAAUCUCACUCUUCCGGCAUCCUACGAGGCCUUGAUCAUUUGA
Molecule: messenger RNA, 243 nt
Organism: Colletotrichum chrysophilum
Lineage: Eukaryota; Fungi; Ascomycota; Sordariomycetes; Glomerellales; Glomerellaceae
Exons: 2
Coding region: 1-243 (80 amino acids)
Biological process (GO): transmembrane transport
Cellular component (GO): membrane
Molecular function (GO): transmembrane transporter activity
Source: RefSeq, a predicted model, not a curated record